GAGGGAGCUCUCCGCACCAGUCCUUCUCUGACUCCCGCACUCUCCUCUGUCACCGACUCGCAGGGGAAACUCGCACUUUUAUACCCAGGCUAAAUUUAGGGGGCCGGGUCGGUGCGCGGCGUCCCCAUCCUGGACGCGCUUCCUUCCUUUGCAUUGGUCUGCUCUGCGCGGAGAACAAUAUUUAUAAGAACUCGAGCGAGGAGCUGCAGUUCAUCGGACGACAGGAGAAGCGACGCGACCUGUAGCUUGUUCUGGAGACUCUGGAAACAGAAAAAAAAAGUUUCUUCUCGACAUUUAGAGGGAUUUUUUUUUAUACUUUUGUGUUUAACGAGGCUUGGAAAUGGCCUUAAGUGGGACCAUUUUACCCUCCAUCUCUACAUUCGCCAACCAAAGGGAGAAAUGCUGGGAAGAUAGGUGGAGGGGCAACAUGAGCAGCGUUGCGCCUGACUUGGACAGCAUCUACCAGGGCAGAAAGGACGAAGAGGACCUGGAUAAGUUCUUGGACCUCGAGUUUAUUCUCGCAAACACAACGAGCUCGGACGGGACGUCCAGCGCCGGGACGGGGGUUGAGUCGUACCGGCUCCAGGAGGCCGGGGCGUCCGUGUAUCACCAGCAGCAGCAGCAGCACACUGGUAUGUCCCAGACGCAGGCGAAUUACACCUCUGUGGCUGACAUGAACUGCCCCCCUCCGCCCUACAACAGUCUGAUGGCGGAGCUCCUUCGCUCCGACGUGGAUACGAGCUUCCUACCCGGGAACAGCCCCAGCUUCCAGGGCAGAUUCCUGAUCAGCUCCACGCCUUUCCACGCCACUCAGGAUUUAUUCCCCGACCUUUCGAGCAUUAAAGUGGAGCCAGCCUCAAUGGACACGUACGGCCCUGCCAUGGGUCUAGUGCCCCAGAGCUGCACCAAAAUCAAGCAGGAGGGCAGCGUGUCCUGCAUGAUGUCCUACGACCAGCAGCCGCGGUUGGCCAACUCCCCCCAGGCCGCGGUCGGCAGCAUGACCCCCCCGCUCAGCCCGGACGACCUGAGGAGCUCCGAGUGCCACCAGCCCCAGAUGUGCAACUCCACCUCGCUGACGUUCCCGCAGGGCUUCCACUCGCACCACUGCAGCGCGCCCGGGGGAUUCCCUCACCCGCACAGCGGCAUGCAGCUCCCGUUCACAGGCGCGCACCAUCACGCGUUCCCCGGCAUGUUCGGAAAGGACGCGGCCAUGGGCAUGCAGCAGCAGCAGCAGCAGCAGCCAGCGGCGGCGGCCGGGCAGCGGGUGCUGCUCACCCCGCCGUCCUCCCCGUUGGAAAUGAUGGACACCAAGCCGAAGAGGGGCCGUCGGUCCUGGCCGAGGAAACGCACCGCGACGCACACCUGCACUUUCGCCGGCUGUGGGAAAACGUACACCAAGAGCUCCCACCUGAAGGCUCACCUCAGGACGCACACAGGAGAGAAACCAUACCACUGCAGCUGGGAGGGCUGCGGCUGGAAGUUCGCUCGCUCCGACGAGCUCACACGUCACUUCCGGAAGCACACCGGCCACCGGCCGUUCCAGUGUCACCUGUGUGAACGGGCGUUCUCCCGGUCCGAUCACCUCGCCCUCCACAUGAAGAGGCACAUGUGAGGAAUGUCCCGAAGCACCAGGACUUCCAUGCAUUAACCCCACGAAAAGAACUAUAAUAAUCCAACGAUGAGCUAUAGAACAAAGCUAUGCAAACAUAUAGACGCGAGUUCCUACAGGAGAAUGAACUGCAGUGGCACCGUGGCAGGAUGAACAGCCAUACAGUAUAAUGAGGCCCCCAGCCUGUGGACCACACUGUAAUGCCUACAGGUAUAUUUAUAGGAAUAUUAUGGUGAUUUUUCAUUGGGACAAAAGGAGCAUCCAGACGAAAUGCCUUCAAUCUAUAUUUGUAAUAAAGAAACAUCUAUUUAAAUGUUCUUUUUGAGAGACAUGACACAUCACAAAACAAUGAGCAGAUUUAGCCAGAUAUGACAGAAACAGAAGAAUACUGUUCAGACUUUAUUUUUUGGACUAUGUAGCUGGUACUACAUUUUUAUAUGGAUGGUAGUUUGAAUAGACAAACUAAAGGAACAUUCCACUCAACAUGUCCGGCACAUGCAACCGAAGCAACUGGAAGCAGACAUUCCUUUGAAGAGCAAUCAUCUUUUUUAGUAAUUUCACAAUUAGUGCCUUCUAUUAAACAUUAUUACACAUUUUUACGAGUGCCAUAUCCUUCACUGGCUAAAAGACUAUCAAAGUUUUAUUCUGUGUUCUAUUGUAAGUGUAAAGGUGCACGUGAAAUAAGCUUUGAGACAAUGUUUUGUUCUAAAACUGCCUUUCAUUCUGUCCUCCUCGAAGGCUUGAAUUGAAUGUCUUGUCUGUCGUCGUCCGUUUGAAGUCAGGGUCUAAGACAGUGGGAAGUGCAUGCCAUCUUGACGCCACCUAAUUGACAAAGGGCUACACACGUCUUUGGUAAUAAGACUUGUUUGUUUGUGUCUUGAAGAAAUGUACUGCCUUGUACAUAGAACUUUUUAUAUAAUGUAAAUAGUUUAUUUUAAUGUACAUAUUAAACUAAAUGAACAACAUGA
Scophthalmus maximus (turbot) is the source of this 2577-nucleotide messenger RNA. RefSeq names its product Krueppel-like factor 2. NCBI's taxonomy places the organism in Eukaryota, Metazoa, Chordata, Actinopteri, Pleuronectiformes, Scophthalmidae. Gene Ontology annotation, biological process: regulation of transcription by RNA polymerase II. Bases 341 to 1612 code for a protein of 423 amino acids. The transcript has 3 exons. Gene Ontology annotation, molecular function: RNA polymerase II cis-regulatory region sequence-specific DNA binding; DNA-binding transcription factor activity, RNA polymerase II-specific. The record is from RefSeq and is a predicted model, not a curated record.